GGAUGUCCGAGCCAAUGCCCCUGUCCUACGUGACCGCCCAGGAGAUGCGCUGCCUUUUGCACUGGCUGUCGAGCUGGUCCCCGGCACAGCGCGAGCGCUUCGUCCACAGCCUGGCAGAGAAAGCGGUCCCCUGCAAGGUGAUCUCGCUCUUGGAUGGCCUGGCUGGGCUCAGCGUGGAAGCCGGCAAGCCCCCUUCCAUCUUUGAGUGCCAGAUGCGUCUCUGGGACCAGUGGUUCCGGGGCUGGUCUCAAGAAGAGCGCAACGAAUUUGUGAGGCAGCUGGAAGAGGUGUUGCCGGAGGUGGCUUCUCGUUUCUACCAAGAGGUUGCUGGAACAGCCGGGCAGGAUUAAUCCGGGCCGUCGCUCUCCGCCGGCGCCUCGAGGAUCCGACAGUGGCCGCUUUCCCACGCCUGCGGUGUGGUGUUCCAACUGGCCUUUCCACAAGUACCUUGUUAGUCAAUGUACGAGUGUGAGCUCGUGACACAGCAGAAUAAAAAUGAUAUACUGUACCAAGUACCAAAGUUGAAAAAUUGUCAGUUUUAAAGGAUUGAAAGGCUCAGUUGCGAAGAGCGUGGGCUGAGAUUUUUCUUUUUAAAAAUUAGUAACUAGAAUUAAUAAACACGAAAACAAUUAGAAAACCAAGCUAAA
Molecule: messenger RNA, 647 nt
Organism: Pogona vitticeps (central bearded dragon)
Lineage: Eukaryota; Metazoa; Chordata; Lepidosauria; Squamata; Agamidae
Source: RefSeq, a predicted model, not a curated record